UUCUGUUAAAAUAUUUAUGUUCUAUUGGAAAGCAGCUCAUGAGUAAAAGGAGGGACCCUUUUUAAUUUCAGUAACGAUUCGGCCAAUGAAAUUUAAAGAGAACUGCGGAAUGAAGGCAAUACACAGGCUCCCAUCAUGCUUUGUUGGGUACCCAAGCGGAGAAGAAUAAAGCCGUUGCCGUGUGCUUGUUCACCAAUAUUAGGGAGUUGCACUUGCGUUUUAAGACUCACUGGAGCAACGGGUUCUUGGAACAGGAGAGGAAUCUAGCCACAGCUCAAUCAAUCAUGAACUUCCUUAGAAGACGUCUUUCAGAUAGUAGCUUUGUAGCCAAUUUACCCAAUGGCUAUAUGAUGGACCUUCAGCGGCCUGAGAGUCCUACCAGCUCUCCUGCUUCUCCGGCUCCAGAGAGAAAGCAACAGCAGACACCAGCUUCUGCCACAUCCACAGGAAGCAGCUUCCUCAGUUCUUUUUCUGGUGUUGUCAAGCAGAACACACCUGGCCAGACCGAGCCAGUGGUCACUGCUCCUGUUGUAAGAAAACCCAAGAUUCUGCUCGUCAUUGAUGAUGUCCACACUGACUGGUCCAAGUACUUCCGUGGAAAAAAGCUGAAUGGAGAGUAUGAAAUCAGAGUGGAACAGGCAGAGUUUUCAGAGAUUAACCUUGCAGCAUAUGUAAAUGGAGGCUGUAUGAUUGAUAUGCAACUCAUAAGGAAUGGCACCAAAGUAGUCAGGUCCUUCAAACCAGACUUCGUUCUGAUUCGUCAGCAUGCCUAUAGCAUGACUCAGGGAGAAGACUUCCGCAGCCUGGUGAUUGGUCUUCAGUAUGGCUGUGCCCCAGGCUUGAACUCACUCAUGUCCAUCUACAACUUCUGUAGUAAACCCUGGGUGUUUUCCCAGAUGAUAAAAAUAUUCCACACAUUGGGUCCAGAGAAAUUCCCAUUGAAUGAGCAAACGUUCUAUCCCAAUCAUAAAGAAAUGAUCACAGCUCCAACAUUUCCAGUUGUGGUAAAGAUGGGACACGCACACUCUGGGAUGGGAAAGAUAAAAGUUGAAAACCAGUACGAUUUUCAAGACAUAACCAGUGUGGUUGCACUGGCAAAAACCUAUGCUACAUCUGAACCUUAUAUUGAAUCCAAAUAUGACAUCAGGAUCCAGAAAAUUGGCAGCAAUUACAAGGCCUACAUGAGAACCUCAAUCUCUGGCAAUUGGAAAGCAAACACAGGUUCUGCAAUGUUAGAACAAAUUGCUAUGACAGAUCGAUACCGACUGUGGGUUGACUCCUGUGCUGAAAUGUUCGGAGGCCUUGAUAUAUGUGCAGUGAAAGCUGUCCAUGGAAAAGAUGGAAAAGAUUACAUCAUUGAGGUUAUGGACAGCUCUAUGCCUCUGAUUGGGGAGCAUGUAGAAGAAGACAGGCAGCUAAUUGCAGAUCUUGUUGUGAAUAAAAUGAGUCAGCUUGUAACUGGUCAAAUAUCACCUCAGAAGCCUGUUUCUUUGUCCCAGGUUCAAGUACAGUCCCAGCCCCAGCAUGGACCACCAGCUGGCCAUCCCAAACCUGCAGCCCAAGGUGGCCCUCGAUCAGGAUCCAGUUCACCAGCUCAGUCCUCCCAGGGGUCACCCCAACGUGCCAGAUCUGCAAGUACAUCCCCCAGCCAAGCCUUCCAGCCUGGCCCCUUCCUGCAACAGCAGCCUAAGCCAGCAGCCCAGGGAGAGGGCACCUCUCAGACAGGACCAGGGGCGGCUCCACAGAGACAGCCCCCGCAGCUAAAUAAAUCCCAGUCUCUGACAAAUGCCUUCAGCAUUUCCGAAACCCUGCAGCGUGGCAAUGCAUCCGAAGACGAGGCCAAGGCAGAAACUAUAAGAAGCUUGAGGAAAUCAUUCGCCAGUCUUUUUUCUGAUUAAUUUUUCAAAUUUACUCAGGCAGAACCUUACAAACAUACAGUAGAGUAUGAAGGAACCUGAAACGUGGGUCCUCCAUUAAGUCAGGGGGAUGAUUUAACCUAUGCUGCCCCCCUAAUGACCAUGACGACAUGACAGAAUUCAUAAGCCAUUUUAGGAAAAAACAACAUAAUGAUGGUAACUCUUAAGUUGUCUCAAUGAACCCUUUUAAUUUUUCUUGUUUAAUGUUUCUCUUUGUGGUAAUUUAUGAUUAAGGUAACACUUGGUGUAUAUUUAUUGAAUACUCAGAUACUUUACUGAACUCUAUGGACUCUGAUUAUUAUAUACCAUAUCCUAACAAAUAAUAGUAUAAAUGCAAAAUAUAUGUUGUUCAUGUUCACAACAUUGCAGUUUCCAAUGCCUAAAAUACAGAUAUGUCUUCAGUUAAGUUUUAUACUACAUUUGAAACUUGGUACUGUACAUCUUUAACGGUGAUGGAUCAGCCCUCUCCUUGCCCCAGGAGAACUGUGGAAUAACUGGUUUUCAUUAGAACUUGAGGGAUUGUGAAUGCAAAAAUCUAUAAAUGACUAUAAAUGGUAACAAAGCUGCUGGCAAUACCACUUAACAUCUGUGCAGCUCUCACCUGUGGCAAAGAGUCAUACCUGUUUUCCUAUAGAGUGUGCCUACUGACAUUAUAUUUACUUUUUAUCAACAUUGUACAACAA
Lepisosteus oculatus (spotted gar) is the source of this 2599-nucleotide messenger RNA. It is a transcript of the gene syn3, whose product is annotated as synapsin III. NCBI's taxonomy places the organism in Eukaryota, Metazoa, Chordata, Actinopteri, Semionotiformes, Lepisosteidae. Gene Ontology annotation, cellular component: synaptic vesicle; synaptic vesicle membrane. Gene Ontology annotation, biological process: neurotransmitter secretion. The record is from RefSeq and is a predicted model, not a curated record. Gene Ontology annotation, molecular function: ATP binding.